GAUGGCGACAGAUAUUAUAUAAAGAUAAAAAUGGAUGAUAGCAAUGAUGAUUCAGAGAGUGAAGUUGGGAUUCCCAAGAAACGGAAGUAUAAUAUAUUGAAUGAUGAUGAUACUGAUAACAGUGAUGAAGAUGAUGAUGAAGAUGAAGAUGAAGAAAGUGACAGCGAUGAUGAUGAUGACGAUGAUGAUGAUGAUGACGAUGAUGAGAGUGAUGAGUAUGAAGAUAAUCCUUGUGUGGAUGGUACAUUCACUGAUGACGUCAACAAUGACCAGUGUGCUGUAUGUUUAAUGGAGUUUACUGAUCAAAAAGUGGGGAUACCCAACAUCUGUACCCAUGUUUUCUGUCUCGUCUGCAUACAAGAGUGGGCCAAGAAUAUCAACACAUGCCCAGUGGAUCGUAAAGUGUUCUAUACAAUCACAGUUAAAAUAGCAAACAAUGAAGAAACAGUUGAGGAGAUCAAAGUCGAAGAUCGAACUCAAAUCAAGGAUGAAUACGAAGAUCCAACCACCUGUGAGAUAUGUGGCACUGGCGAUCGUGAAGAUAGAAUGUUACUUUGUGAUGGAUGCGAUAGAGGAUUUCAUCUUGAGUGUUUAACUCCGCCUUUGGACAGUGUUCCAGAAGAAGAAUGGUUCUGUCGUGAUUGCUUUCUGGAUAAUACGCAGCAAAAUAUACUGGAUAACGACAGCAUUGAUUACUCCCAGCAUGCUAUUGCUUUCUCUGACGAUGAACUAUCGCCGACUCUGGAAUCCCGAUCCAAGCAAUUCGCAGAUAGCAGCGUAUCUUCCACCGCUAGACCUUCAACAUCGCAACAACGUCGUGCGCGAACUGUGGCGACAUCAAGACGAAGGAGACGACGGCGAAGAAGAAGAACACAAGGAAGUCGUCAAACUGGACAACAAUCAAAGAAAAAGAAAACAAACACGCUAGUUAAAGGUGAAAGCUCGACAACAACUCGUACUACAAAACAGAAAAGAAAGAAGAGGAAACGAAAGAGAUCGCGAAGAAAAAAGAUAAAGGCCGAUGAUGAUGCGGCAGCUGGAAGCUCAAAAACCACUGACAGAUAUCUCUUACCUCGUGAGAUGGAGCCAACGGCAACCUUUUCUUUAUUUGGAAGCGAUUUUGAUCUUGAGUAUCUUCCAAUAGUCGAAUCACCAGCUCCAGUGGUCACGACACACUCCACGCCACUCAUAUCAACUGCCACGGGCAAUCCUGACGUAUUAGGUUCUAUAUUUACUGGAUUGGAUACUCUGCAUAGCGAAUCUCUUACGGUUGAUAAGGAUGGAAGAGUGAGGAUUGAAGAAAACAAAAUGGCACGUCAGUCAGAAGCCAAACCUAAAGUGUUAAGAAAACAAAAUACUUCAAAGGAAAAAAAAGAAAAAAAAGACCAACGAUCCAGCUCAUUAUUAGGCUCUUCAGCUCGUUGUUGUUCAAGAGAGAUGUUUGGCCGAUGCUCCAUUCAUAGAAAUAGAGCGAAGGGCGAUUCGAACAGUUCAUCCCCGAGAAAAUGUAAAGGAAAUGAAACAGCCGUGAGAGAAUUUGUCAAUGACAAACGGUUAAAACGGUUUGGGGCAAGUUCCAGCUCAAGCGUCGUCAACAUGCCAAGUGAUGAUCGAUCUCACAUGUCUGUUGCUAAAAGCAGAAUAAACCCUCCAAAGACGAUUACAGAUAAGGACAUCGAGAAAGAGGAAAAUACGAAGUUCUCACAAGAGCCGUCGAAGGCCAUGCCGAAAGCUAGCCAACACUCUUUUACUUCGUACAAAAUACCAAAGAAAAACCCCACUUCCACAGCACCUAAUAUUCCGGUUGUAAAUGUGCAGAACGCAGAAUCAUUCAACUUUAAGCCCACUAGUGUUGUGUCUAAAUCACCAAUGAAACCGCCAAGAAUCAGACGUAAAAAAUUAAAAUUACCCGAAUUUCCUGAGGAGAGUUCAGGUAUUUUACAUCUCUUGCCAACCGGUACAGCAACGAAAACCUGGUUGGAUAAUAAACAAAAGAUUUUGGAACCUGGUCCAACGGCCCUGAAGACCAAUGAUAAAAAAACUGUCCAGAGCUCGUGGUCAGAGCCGAAUUCCAAGUUUCUUAACCUCGGUGAUAGAAAUUUAUCACAGGGAACUGGUUAUCACAUAAGAUUGUCUUCAUCAAAGAAAAGUGAAAGUAAAGAAACCUCAAGUAAUCCAUCAGUUUCAUGUUCCACUCCAAGUACUGCUAAUAUUCGUAAAAUCAAUAAUGGAAUCAAUUCUCAAAGUAUAAAACAAAAUCCUUCAUCACAGCACGGUAAUAAUUCCAAGCAAUAUUUAGAGAAUUCUACUACGGCUGCGAAUAUCGCAAAAGCUCGUUCUUCCACAAGGCAAACUACGGCGGAUGUCCAGUCCUCCCGGCCUGUUGCUGUUGUCUAUCCGACAAAAAUCUCGGGAAAAGUUAGUGAAGGAAAUUCUUAUGAGACAGAGGCUGCUAAAAGACGCAGAGAGGGAAUAGAGAGGUUAAAGCGAAAACAAUUGAUAUCAGAUGAGUUAAAAGAAGCUUUGAAACCAUUUUACAGACAUAAGGAAAUAUCGAAAGACGAUUAUAAAUAUAUUUACGGACGUGCUUUUGAAAAGAUCAGCCAAUCACCUCUUCCAGUUGUGUCACGUGAUGUUGCCAGUUUAGUGAAGAAUUACGUGAAAAAACUCAAAGGACGUCAAUUGAGCGCGAAGGCCAAGGGCUAAAUUUACAAUAAACGGCUCUGUAGCAUUGCAUGGACAAGUUUCUUGAUGACUUGGGGCCACUUUUAAAUUAAACAUUUCAGCUUAUGGCAUCUUAUAUUACAUUGUUCUUUAUCUAGCGAAUCGGUCGGUGAACAAGUAAAAAUGAACUUUUAAGUUUUAAAUGAAGUUUUUUGUUGUUUUGGUCAUGCUGUCCAAAACGUUUUAACAACAACAAAACUUUUACAAAACUGUAGUUGGUUUUGGCUAAUCUAAUUACGUCAUCAAACGCUAAUUUAAUUACGUCACGAGUGCGCUCAGAUACGGCUGGAUUUUCAUAAUUUUAAUAGCAAGGGCUAUUUUCCACAAGCCGGAAUUUUUCGAUUGGACGACUUUUCGCUUGAUUUUUUUCUGGCAAAUAUGACAGGUCAAAUGAAUCCGCUAUGGUCGAAUUGUCACUAUUGAAAAGAAGAAUUUCUUUCGAUCUCAACCUGUACCGGCUGCACGUCGUCUAUAAAUACUGCGAUUUCCAGUUGAGCGUGGAAUUGCGAAAGUUUGUUCGUUAAGUUUUGUAGUUUCAAAGCAAUGUUUGUGACGUCAUCUAAUAAUGUUGCCAGGGAACGCUGACCAAGUUAUCAUGGAAAAAAUGUCAAGUUUUUGACUAACGGCUUUAAAUAGAUACUGUAAAAAUAGCGGCUAUUACUUGCUA
Molecule: messenger RNA, 3391 nt
Organism: Dendronephthya gigantea
Lineage: Eukaryota; Metazoa; Cnidaria; Anthozoa; Malacalcyonacea; Nephtheidae
Exons: 13
Coding region: 31-2706 (891 amino acids)
Source: RefSeq, a predicted model, not a curated record